Zea mays is the source of this 6456-nucleotide messenger RNA. RefSeq lists its product as uncharacterized. The transcript has 10 exons. Gene Ontology annotation, molecular function: protein kinase activity; ATP binding; ADP binding. Bases 1513 to 6342 code for a protein of 1609 amino acids. Lineage: Eukaryota; Viridiplantae; Streptophyta; Magnoliopsida; Poales; Poaceae. The record is from RefSeq and is a predicted model, not a curated record. Gene Ontology annotation, biological process: protein phosphorylation.
UUAUAACGGCCUAUGCGGAAUGUAACAGCUCGUUAAUAAAAGAGAAGCGAGGAAGAGAAACUGAUCGUGCACGAAGCUCAUGCUUCAGAAGAGAAUCGAGGAAAGAGAAAUUGAUCGACGCACGAUGUACCAAGCUCGUGCUUUAGAAAGAGUAGAGAGUAGAGAAAGGUGUAGAGAUUUGCCGGUUUGGUGGCGGUACGCACGAGCAGGCGCCCGGCGGCGUACGAAAUUAGCUCGGGGGCGUACAGGUCGCUCUCGUCUGGCUCGGGGCUGGGUCCGCUGCCGUGGUGGCCGUCCACCGGGCGAGCCGUCGAGGUACCCAAUUUCUGCCAUGGCGAUCCGCCCGGACCAAUGCUCGAUUCUCCAUCUGACCAUCGUCGGUAAGCCUCCUGCCCCACUACCGCCCUCCAAAGCGGCGCGCGCGCCACCGCCAUCUCCACCCACGCCCACCUUGCUGCCGCGGCCGCCCCGUACCGCUACCGCGCCCUCGAUCUGACCCCACGGGGCAGGAUGGACAAAGGGAAAUCGGUGGUGGCCGAGCUGGUGGCGUCGUUCAGCGAUGUCCGUGUCACGCCGCGCCAGCCGCCAGAACCCCAAGCCAAGAGCUUCCUACCGUCGCCCUCCUUCUGUAAGCUCCCUGCCGCCUGUUCGCUUAUGUUGGGUAACUGGCUAGGCUGACUGUGUAUUGGUUAUGGCUGCUUGAAGUUUUCCGUGAUUUAUUUCAUGUGUUGGCGUCUCCUGCAAAACGAGAGAUGCACAUAAUUAAGAAUUUUCUAGGAUCAUAAAGCAGUGAUGGGUUUGAUUGAUUAACUUUAGGGCAUUUUUCCUGAUUGCCCACCAAUUUCCGCCAUGGCAAUCCGCCCGGACUAAUGCCCGAUUCUCCAUCUGACGAUCCUCGGUAGGUUUGGUCCUGCGUGAUUCACAUGUCUCGUCAGGUUCUUGCGGGUUCUUUUGUUUUUUUGUUGUUGUGGUUCGUCUUGUGGAUUUCCUUGUUGCCUGGUCGAGUAUUUAUAUUUUUCAUCGGCCCAUUCGCGACGAUUCUCUUGCUGUCGCCCGGAGAGAAAAUGCUUCUGGCGUCUUCCUCACCCUCCCGUUCUAUAUUGCAGAAUUGAGCUUUUUCCUGCAGAGUCUUGGAUUUUGUUGCAUUAUGACUUUGCGAUCAUCAAUGAACAUAGACGAAAACAUAUACUCCAUGACAGCGAGGAUACAACUUUUCACCCAAAUAAAUUGGUAGAGUCACUCAUCAAAUAUGAUUAUAUGUCGUCGCAAUACAUGAACUAUUUUAUGCUACUCAUUUGACUACAAAUGCAGUGACAGCUACUGCACCCCUUGUUAAUUUGAAACACGUACGUAUUAUAUGUAUAUAUGCAUAUGAAGAGCUUAACUUAGUCAAAAAGGACUGACUGGCCUGCACGUCUUCUCCAGUUCUAUUUUGCUGCCAGUUCAGAGUUUGGACACUGCUUGGACUUGGAGUGGCAUUUCAAGCCAGCUAAGGGUCCAGAUCCACCAUCCAUGGCUGUGCUUCCAACGCGUCAGGAUCCCUUAUUAAAUAUCCCGGCAGCGCCUUCUCCACUCCCUGCUGGCCGUCUUGAGCAUGAGCAUGAUGGACCUACUCCUUUUCUUUUUCCAGCCAGGAGAAUCAACAACUUGGCCCUUGCAAGCACGGUGCUUCCAAAACGUGUGCCGCUCCAUUUAUUACAGAAAAUAACAAAUGAUUUCUCUAAGGACCGUGAACUUGGUUCCGGUGCAUACGGAAAAGUUUACAAGGGAGUGCAUAAAAAUGGCGAAACGAUGGCUGUCAAGUUGCUUCACUCCAUGGCUGGACUUGAUGAUAAACUUUUUGAGGAGGAGUUUCACAACAUUGCAAGACUCCAACACAAGAAUAUUGUGCGUCUUGUUGGCUUUUGCCAUGAAACUCAACGCCAAUUCAUACCGCACGAUGGAAAAAUGAUUUUUGCUGAUAGCAAAUAUAUGGCCCUUUGCUUCGAAUAUAUGCAUAAUGGAAGCCUUGACAAGUUCAUUAUUGAUGAAAAUAGUGUCCAUGACUGGUCCACACGCUAUGCAAUAAUCAAGGGGAUCUGUGAGGGCUUGAAAUACCUUCACGAGGAAUUGAAUCCUCCUAUUUAUCAUUUGGAUUUAAAACCAGCUAAUAUUUUGUUGGAUGACAAUAUGAUGCCAAAGCUUGCAGAUUUUGGCUUGUCAAAGAUUUUUGAACAGGAACGAACACGAAUCACACAAAGUUGUGUAGGAACACAUGGAUAUCUACCACCAGAAUAUAUAGACAGGAAAGUAAUCUCAAAUAAGCUUGACAUAUUCAGUCUGGGUGUCAUCAUCAUAAAGAUUAUAAGUGGACCUACAGGUUACACCCAGUGUGCUGAAAUGCCUUCCAAACAAUUUGUUGAGCUUGUACAUGAAAAAUGGAGGAAUAAGUUACAAACAACAAUGGAUGCAGCUGCAUUGGAGACAUAUUGUGAACAAGUAGUGAGAUGCAUUGAAAUGGCUUUAAGUUGUGUGGAGACCGAUCGGCACAAAAGGCCGAGUAUAGGGGCUAUUAUUGAUGAGCUAAAUAAGAUGGAGACAAAUACCGACCAGGUAUUUUCAGUGGAUAUAUGCUCGACUCCAGCACAAACACAACCACCACCCCUUCCUGAUUCUAGCCACAGCACAGAAGAAACAAGCAACACAAAGGGAGUUAGCAGACUGGGACCGAGAGAGUACGUACAGAGCACAAUGCGGGACCUGGUAAUUGGGAUAACCAAGUCGGUGGUGGAGGGGGUGAUCAGCAAGGCCCAGUCGGUGAUGGAGGAAGAAAAUAUGCUACUUAUUAGCAUGCAGCAUGACCUCCACUUCAUCACCGAUGAGUUUCAGAUGAUCUAUUCAUUCCUUAGCAUCACUGAUGAGGAGCGUAUCAACAACGCGGUAGUGAGGAUCUGGGUGAUGCAGACGCGUGGUCUGGCCUAUGACCUGGAAGACUACAUGGAUGCCUUCUCCUGCCUGGACAAGACCAGAAAAUGGUGGUCCCGCUUGUUCCGAGCAUGCCUGGCACCACCGGGGUCUCCAUACAUGUCAGUGACAUCUCUGGCCGUGGAACUCAAGCAUCUAAAGGCAAGGGUCGAGGACGUUAGCCACAGGAACACUCGGUAUAACCUCAUCAGCGACGCCGGCUCAAAGCCCGGCCUCGUGAGGCAACAGCCGGUGCCUCCUGGUGCUGUGGCAUACGAAAACGACACAAGAAGGAAACACAUCUUAGGGGAUCUCACCCAGCUUAUCACCAACAAGGACGAUGCUGAUCUUCAAUUGAUUUCAAUGUGGGGUGCAGGUGGAGGCACCGGGACGACAUCCAUCAUAAGGAAGUGCUACAGUGAUCCAGAGAUCAUCCAAAAUUUCAUAUGCCGAGCCUGGGUCAACCUCAGCCAUCCAUUCAACCCCCAUGAGUUUGUGCGGUCUUUGAUGGCUCACUUUUAUGCAAACAGUUGCCAAGAAAGACAAGGAGGGAUCAUCGGUGUUGAUGUCCUAACUAGCAUGGAUGCGACUGCCACCCAGGGGGAUCUCCUCAGCGAGUUCGUUCAGCUAGUUGACAAGAACAGGUACCUUGUUGUCUUGGAAGACCUGCCCACCAUGGCAGAGUGGGACUCUAUCAGGACGUUCCUUCCCGACAGAAAGAAUGGCAGCUGGAUCAUCGUGUCCUCGCAGAAAUAUGAAAUUGCAAGUUUAUGUGUCGGACAUCCCUACCAAAUAUUGGACCUGAAGCAGUCCUCGCCCACUGAGCACUCCGUAUGUGCCUUCUUGAGAGAGGAGGUCACAUUAAAAGAAAAAAAAGGAGGCAAUAGAAAAGAAAAAAUUUAUGUCGGAGAUGAAAGCGAGGUGAACAACGGUAGUACAUCAACCAACAGCAAGGUGAUAUCAACUGAGUAUGACUUAAGCCAUAACCAUAGGAUGGUCGCCAACUCUAAAUGGAAAGAAGCCAGAGACUGGAUGCAGAAUUCUUCCCUUGUCGGACGCAGAUUGCAGAUGUAUCAAAUUCAUCGCUGUAUAGCUGAAGCACAAAGGAACCAUUCCCAUGUUAUGUCUGUUUGGGGAAUAGUUGGCGUUGGGAAAUCAGCUAUUGUCAGAAAUUUUUACUGCGACAGGAUACUUGAGAAUCAGCAAUUUCAAGAAUACGGUUGGGUGGAUUUAUCACACUCCCAACCCUUCAAUUUGAAGGACUUCUCACAGAACUUGCUUACGAAUUUUCAAUCAGAUUCUCUUCAAGCCAAUGAAACUACACCCUCUCGUGGUAUACUGGGGACAGUCCGAAAAUGUUGUGAGUUUCUAAGUACACGUCAUUGCCUCGUGGUCAUAGAUGGCCUUCAGUCCAAAGAGGAAUGGGAUUUGAUACAAUCAUCAUUGGUAUCUAGAUACUCUAAAUCUAAUACUAUUAUCAUUGUGAUAACAACUGAAGCAAGCAUUGCAGCAUACUGCGCAGAUAAGGAUGACCUUGUGUUUAAUGUCAAAACUUUAGAAACUGAUGCAGCCUUUGAUCUCUUCGAAAAUGAGAUAUCUAAGAAGGCUCCGUUGUGGACCACUUCAUUAUGUGAUCGAGGAAAUUCAGUGACGCAAGAACUUGUUUCAAAGUGCGGGGGGCUCCCAAUGGUAAUAGUGGCUAUAGCUGGCAUAUUGGCUACCAAGGUAGUCUCCUGGAUGGACACUGCAACAUCCAUCAAUUUGAGGUUUAUGUUUGAGCUAGAGAUCAAUCCAGACCUGCAGGAUCUGUUUAGCUGGGUGCAUUCCUGCUUCCGUACUUGUCCAGAUUUCAUCAAGCCAUGUAUCUUCUACCUAUCAUUUUUUCCAAGAGACCACAACAUUCGACGAAGGCGUCUAGUAAGGCGUUGGAUCGCUGAGGGUUACUGCAGGGACAGUGAUGAUAAAUCUGCAGAGGAGAAUGGGGAGUUCUUCUUCUCCAAACUCCUCGGUAUGAGCAUAAUCCAACCGGAGUCCAGUGACGCGAGGAUGGUCUCGUGUCAAAUCAAUGGAUUUUUCCGUGAGUGCAUCCUCUCACGGUCAGGGGAAAUGGAAGACCUUGUCAUUGAACUGGCCGACAGAUGCAACCUAACCACCCAACGCAGUGGGCGUCAUCUUGUCAUAUCGGAAAGCUGGGACAGAGAUAAGAUUUUAUUCGAGAGCAUCGACUUCUCACGGCUACGGUCAAUGACAGUGUUUGGAAUGUGGAAAUCAUUCUUCAUCUCCAAAAGUAUGAAGCUUGUCCGGGUGUUGGAUCUGGAAGAUGCAUUAGGUUUAACAGAUGAAAAUGUUGAUCAGAUGGUGAAGCUGUUGCCUUGCCUCAAGUUCCUUUCUCUACGAGGAUGCCAAAAGAUAUCACAUCUGCCUAGCUCAUUAGGUGAUCUGAGGCUGCUUCAGACUCUGGAUGUGGUGAACACCUCCAUAGUCACUUUGCCAGCAAGUAUCACCAAACUAAAAAAGCUGCAGUACAUCCGUGGCGGCACAACUUCUAUCACAUCAGAGGAUCCAUUAGUGCCACAUACUUCUGUAUCCUGGUUGUCCAAGUUCCGUCGCAGUCCUCUUGGUGGUCUUGAGGUUCCCAGUGGGAUCGGGGAACUGACGGGAUUGCACACGCUUGGUGUAGUUGAUAUUGGUGCUUCAGCGGCGGAGGCCAUACUGAGAGAGCUAAAGAAGCUCACCCAAUUGCGCAAGCUGGGAGUGUUCGGCGUCAACAGCAAUAACUGUGGAGCGUUUGUGUCUGCAAUAUCGGGUCAUUUCCAUCUGGAAUCCUUGUCAGUGUGGCUGGACGAAGAAAAUGGACGUUGUUCGGAUUGCAUAUUCGUGCCUUUAAAGAACCUACGGAGCCUCAAACUUUACGGGGUUUUAAACAGAUUACCAUUGAUCAACCAGCUCAGCAAGCUCACAAAGUUGGAUUUGGAGAUAACCACAUUAAUGCAAGAGGACAUAAGUUUUCUUGGCAAGCUACCAACACUAUGCAUUCUGCGCCUUUGUGUUGAAGAUGUCAAUGCCCCGUUCCGUUUUAGUGUUUUUACCAAUGGAGUUGAGGAGCGCUCUUAUCAGAAGCUCAAGGUGCUUGAGAUUGCUUGCAGGUCCAGCUUAAGUGUGACUUUUGGAUCAGAGGCAAUGAAAAACCUUGAUCUGCUGAAACUUGACUGCUGCAGUGGGCAGUUACGUCGGCUUUUUGGCCUGCUUCAUCUAUCUGAACUCAAGGAAGUCUGGCUGAAGGGCUCCUACGAGGAAACGCUGAAGCAUGACCUAGAGGUCCAGCUUGCAGCCCACCCAAACAAUCCUGUGCUGAAACUGGGGAAAAAUACGCUGUGUACGCUAUCUUGGAUGGCGUAGAGGCUGGGACCUUAUUUUUUUCCAUUAUCUAAAAAAACUGGGGGAAGAAGUGCCACGUCAGUAGACCUGAUGUAUGCUAAUUAACCUCUGGAAUGCCAUUCGCCCAUUCCCUUC